Brugia malayi is the source of this 1566-nucleotide messenger RNA. RefSeq lists its product as uncharacterized. NCBI's taxonomy places the organism in Eukaryota, Metazoa, Nematoda, Chromadorea, Rhabditida, Onchocercidae. The transcript is spliced from 8 exons. The record is from RefSeq and is a predicted model, not a curated record. The coding region runs from base 1 to 1566 and encodes 521 amino acids.
AUGACUCAACGCUUAUUUGUUUCACUUACAUCAACAGCAAGAGGAGUAACUAAUUGUCAGCAAGAGUUACAAUUAUGGAUAAAAGUAUUACUCACUGUAUGCUUCCUACCGCUUUGUAACGCGGUAAAAUGCUUGGAUUGUGUGGGUAAGGACUGCAUGGGGACAUUUUGCGAGGGUGACUAUUGCAUGCUUGGGACAUAUGCCCCACGAUGGGGCACUGUGGAAUGGGGAGAGCCACGUACUGUUAAAGGUUGCGUAAGUGGACGAAUGUUGGAGAAAAAUAUUAGAAGUCACUGCGAGACUGCCGAUGAAAAUGGCCAGGAACCAUUUACUUGCUUCUGUGACAGAGACUAUUGCAACAACGACAAGGCGAUCAGACGACUGGAGAUCUCACCGGUAGCACUCAUCACAUGUGUCUGCAAGGGAGCUCAUUGUCAGAGUAAAACCUGCACCGGUGAGAUGUGCUCUUACGUCAUCAACCAUCGUACUAAAAAGUCUGAACAGGGGUGUGUGAAUAGCUCAGUGCCGUUAAUCGAGAGGAGAUCAGCAGGUUCCUGCAUGAUUCCACCUAUUACUGGUGCUAUGCAUCACACGGUUUCCAAGGAUCCACAUGAACUACUAGCAACGGAAUCAUGUGUAUGCAUGACUGAUUAUUGUAAUAGUGAAAAACCGGAAAUUACACAACCAGAAAAAAUGAAGUGCCAGACGUUCGUUACACUGGAAGCAAUGGGAACGAAGGUGUCAUCACGAAAUACAACGUGUAUCGGUGAAUUUUGUUUCAAAGCUUCUAUCAAAAGUAAACUUGGCCAUAUGACGGAAUAUAGAACGAUGGGUUGUGCCUCAUUUCUCGACGGAGCCGAACUUGCUGAAGAAAUGCAACCGACAGGUUGUGCACGAUUCCAAUCUGAAAAAGUGGAAGUUGAGUCUUGUUUCCAGACUAACGACAGGAGAGCAAUAGGAAGAUCUCGAGCAAAUCAGGAAAUCGUUUUAUCCAGAGGGAAAAGUAAAGAACCAAAAUACAGGAAAAUAAUGAAGAAACCGCCUAGAAUGGAGGUAGAUUAUGAAGAUGACGAUAAAGAAGGGGAAGAAAAAGAAGAGGACAAGGAAGAAGAGGAGAAAGAAUCGAGGAAAAAACAAAAAGCUGCAAGUCAAGAUCGGAAUAAAGGAAGAGAGAACGAAGACAAGAAGGAAGAAGAAGAAGAAGAAGGAAUUGAAAGUGGAAAAUAUGAGAAAGGAAAAAACAAAGGAAACGCACGGAAUGAAGAUGAGGAGGAGGAGAACGGCGACGAAGAAGUGGAGGAUGAGGAGGAAGGAAAGGAGGAGGAAGAAGAAAGUGAUAAACAAAAUGAAAGAAAGAUUAAAAAUAACAAGGAGGAGACAACAACAACAACAAUUUUCAUAUUCGAGAAGCCAACAGAACCACCGAUUCCGGAUGAUUCCAAUAUAACGCUGAUAACAGUAUUCAUUUUACUUAUGGUACUGAUAGUAAUGUCUGGUGCGGUAUGGAAGCUUCAAUUACACAAGCGAUUAUUUCGCGCAAACUACGAUACUGUAGCGGGUGGUUAA